This is a messenger RNA of Betta splendens (Siamese fighting fish), 1356 nucleotides long. RefSeq lists its product as uncharacterized. The transcript is spliced from 4 exons. The record is from RefSeq and is a predicted model, not a curated record. Lineage: Eukaryota; Metazoa; Chordata; Actinopteri; Anabantiformes; Osphronemidae. Bases 144 to 782 code for a protein of 212 amino acids.
UAUCAAGAGAAUCCUUUAAGAGAAGGAGGGGAGAGGAAUGCCCGGGGAGCAAAUAAAAAAAAAAAGCCUCCUACACAACCACCAUCUGCCUUGGAGUUGGCUUUAUCUUUUCAGCCAGUCAGUUCCUGCGCCACACCAAGUUAAUGGGCAGGCAGCCUGUCACUGGAGAGCCGCUGACAGAAAUCUAUCCGCCAGAUGUACAGCGCUGUACCCAAGUCCUCUGCCCACACAGCUCAGCAGAAAACAUCUCACUCUCUCGCCAGCCGAGUCCUCUCAUUUCUCAGGGACAUUAUCACUCGCAUCAAGAGGUUUUCAGAGGAACGCGAGGAUCUCUGUUUCCGAAGGAGGACAGAAUAGAGCUCUGCAGCCCUGAGCCCCGAGGACGAAGGCGAGGAAAGGGGGCCAAGAUGGAGCCGAAGGGGAAGGGAGCGGGAUGGAGCCACCUGGAGGACCUCUAUUGGUUUGCUCAGAAGAGGCCGAAGCGACAGCGGAGGGAGAGAGAGAGAGAGAGAGAGAGAGAGAGAGAGAGAGACAGAGAGAGAGACAUCGAUGUGUCUGGAGAAGUGCGGAACGUGUUGCGUCACUCGACCAUGCAGAAUAUGUCCUCUUGCACAAACAGGAGACAAAGAGCUGGAGAUCAAGAUGGUUCCUCCCAUCCUCUGAUGUCAGCAGCUCUGGAGGACUCAGCACACCGGAUCUCGCAGUGUGCACAGCGGUUGCUCAAACACAAACAACGCGCAGAGCGUUGGCAACGAAAUGCGACGCGACGCCGGUCCCGCUAAACAACAGCCCCUCAUUAAUGCACACAUGAAACCCAGCUGGAAGGACCAUGUCCACCUGCUCCUCACUCAUGUUUGUUCAACUUCUGCCUCAGUUAAAAGGACUUUUAUUGUGAAGGACUAACCAAUACCUCCUGUAUUGCAUUUUAUAUUGUUUAAUAGGCAACUAUUGUGAACUUUUACUGGCUCUCCUAUAAUCAUGGUGCUUUUUCCACUGCUACAAGUCUGUCAUCACGCCAACAUGAGCCUGAUUUUCCUAAAUGCUCCAAAUGUUCAUCAUCCAUUCAACAAAACGAGGUUCUAGACAUGUGUUUAAGAGACAGAAACCUACAGAGAGAAAGCGCAUAGAGAGAUGCAUUUAACCUUGAGCUUUUUUACCGUACAUUGCAUUAUUGGUAAUUAUGGGUUGGUAAAGGUCACUUUUGUUUUUCCGAGCUAAAUGACUGACUCGCUGUGUGGAUAAGCUGGAAGUAAAUAAUUGUUCCAUUUGUUUAUUUACCAAUGGAUGACAUUUAGUCAAACUCUAGGGGAAUUAUGCACUUUAUCUUAUUCGCUUGUAUAAAAUAAUCAUACUAUU